UGCUUUUGUGCGCCUUCAAAACAACAUCAGCUGAUAACAGUUGUGAAAAUUAAACAAAGGAAAAUUACAUACAUUUGUGAAAAGUGCAUUAAGUUCUCCGAUUUCUCUUGCAUAGCAUUCACUUUUAUUAAACAAGUCUUUUAAAAUAUAACAAUAGGCUAAUUGGCAGCAAGUGAAAGGCUUGAGUGGAAAGUUACAGUAACUAUGCAAUUACAUAAAUUUAAUGCAUUUAUUAUACAUAUAAACGGUGCAUACAGUUGCUGUUUCUAAAUGUUACUACAAUUUACACAUUUUAACCAAAUUAAAUUGCUGGAAUAUCGAAAAUAAUGGAUGAUUUAGAAGUGCAGAUUCAACAGUACUUGGAAGUGCUACCAUUUUCCGAAAGCAAUUUCCUCAAGAGUUGGCUGCAAAGUUUACAACCGCAUAGCAAUAGCAAUAUUGCACCAAACAAUUAUGAAAAUAUAACACAAUUACUGCUGCACCAUAUAUACCCGGUCUUGCAAAUAUUGAAUGUGUGUCGCGAAAAAUAUAAACUUCCAGUCAGUCGUGUAUGCGCUGAAGCACUACAAUUACUAUUGCAACAAAAUGUAACUGAGAACAGAACACAAUUCAUUAAUUUCAUCGCAAAUUGUCCGCUAAACGUACUCGACAAUCCACCGUUACGUUGCAAAUUGAUUAAAACUUUAAUUACGGAAGUCAGAAGUGCCGAUGACGUUUGCCUGGCCCUAUUGGCACGUCAUGAAACCAAUUUAUUAGUGGAGGUGCUCGAACAAUCGCAGGAACAAUAUCGAAAUUGCUCAAAUGGUGUGCCAAAUAAAGAAUUUAUAUUACAACAAACACUACGAAAUAAGCAGCAUUUUGCGCCGUUGAUAGCGAAACAGUUAAAAAAUGCAAGCAAUGUGCAAAAUAAAGGUUUACGUAACAAUAUGUUGAUAUUAAAGAUUGCCGAUGAAUUCUCAAAUAUUAAACAAACUUUGUCUGAACUCGGUAACAUAAACAAGUGGCUGUCGGAGUAUAACGUCGACGAGAGUCCGUUACAUUUAAAGGAGAUACAUAAAUUCUUUUAUGCUGAUUUUCAGCGUAUAACUAUAAUUGUAGACUUUCUAAAACGUUUUUCGGCGCUAUAUAAAACCAUAACUUUAGAAGCGAUAUUAAAUAGCAGAAGCAUUUUAAAGUUACUUUACGACUAUGACAUUGAUACCAGCUUCGAAGAGACACGCCGCUUACUGGAAGCCACACGCAAGUGGCAAAUGCAGCUAACCAAUAUGAAAUCUAUUUAUGAGCUCGAAAUGGAAACUUUGAACUACUACACAGCGCUCUCAACGGUGUGCGACAUAAUGCUACCCAACACAAACCCAAACAAUUUGGAUACCUACUACGAGUGCAAGAUACAACAGCUUAACGGCAUGCUGCGUAAAAUACUUAAUGUCGACAUGCUGUGUGCGCUCAUUGAGGAUAUUUUCCAAUUGAUCUUCCUGCGUUGGGAGCAUUUACGCCACGCCUCAAACAUAUACGCAACAGCGUUUCACACACAUCUCGGCAACGCGGCAGCGCAGUCAAGUGGCGUUAGCAGCACCGCCGAAGCUGCUGUGGAGACACCCACAGCGUCUAUGCGUUCAACGCCACUUUCUGCUGAUAGCGGACGUCAGGGUUUCAUUUGUCGUGGCCCGGCGCUACAUGCAAUCUUUGCGUUUCUCAAAAAUUUCAUAACCAAAAAAAUACAUUCGGAAGAUUACAAAUUGGCCUCGGGCCGCGUGCAGCUACGCUUUCAACGCAUCAUUGAUGUAAUAACGGAGGCAUUGUGGAAAUAUGCAGUUUUGCAGAAAUUUGAUAAUUCGCUUACGUCGGCCAGUCGCAAGCAGAAGUUCGGGCUUGAGGCUGAGGAGUUGCUGCAAUUGAUACAUGCGCAUAUCGAUGCAAUCGAGAAGUCUUCCAGUGAUGAUGAUAGUCGUGAUCGCAGUAACCACGCUAGUUUGUCGCGUCGCAAAGCAGCGCGUAAGAAACGACGCGCUACAAUUAGUGUUGCCGCCGGCAUUGCACGUCCGGCGGUGCAAGCUGGUGCCAAAGUUGAUUUGAUGAUUAACAGUGUUAACGCUGCAGAAGACACUGAGUGCAAUGCCGUUGAGGAUUUGAAAUCACGACGCGAAUUCAAUCGCUUGACCGAACGUAGUAUCAUACCGCAGAUGUUGGGCUCGCCGGAGAAUCUAGCCAUAAUGGCUUUGUCUUUGAAGAAUUUCAGCGAUGUCAAGUUUAUAAUUGAGACUUUCCACUUGCAGAACACCGCACUCAAUCGUGAGUUGGUGUUUGUCGAGCAACAGCAACAGAUCAAACAGAAAUUGGCAACUAUUUACGAAAAUUAUCUGCAGAAGGUGCAAAGUGGCAAGGGCGGCGUCGGCGACGGCGGCGCUCCAGUUGCAGAGCAGCCAGCCGCCACUGUUGAGCAGAUACGCAAUGUGGCCGGCAAAGGUUUCGAUGUAUCGCGCAUAAUCAGCGUCAUUGACACCUUUGCGCUCACGCAACGCAUCGAACCCACCGCGGAGCAGCAGCAAUUAUGCCAGCGCUACAUGAGCAAUCCACAAUAUGCCUUUCUACGCAAUUUCGACACAGACAACUUGAAUGCGUUCAUCAUCACCGAUUUGGUGCUCAAUUUGCCAUUCAACCGCGAGAUAACCUCAAAUAUUCUAACGGUCGUAAGGCGACAGCAACAGCUGAAGGUUGGUGCGAGUGGCGCCAUGUCACGUUCGCUACGCAGUGACGACGGUGCGGCCAACAAGCAGCAAUUGUACAGCGAUAUCGGCGCGCUGGCGUUAUUGGAAAGCCUCAGUGAAUGCCUGCAAGUGCAGCCGCAGCAGCGGCUCUGUCGGCUGCUCAACGAUAACUACUACUCGCUGAAACCGCGUAAAUUGGCGUUGGAAAUGCAGCGUGAACGCGCUUUUGCCGCGGUCUUUCACAAAACGGACAGCGAAAUCGGACACAUUGAUGAUUUGAAGACGCAUGCGCCGCUCUUUCACGAACUGCAAGCCAAGUGCAAUUACUAUCAGCGCUUCAUCGCCUAUGUGCAGCAGCUGGCGCAGCUUAUGCAGUUGCGUGAUCGCAAUUUGGAGUAUCACACGGGCGCAAUCUUGAAGAUUAACGUUUGUGAUGUCAUCGGCGAAUUGAUUUUCGACUGUGAUAUGACACCGUUGGAGAUUGAGGCGAAUGUGGCAGCCUUGAACUUAAAUUUGGUGCAUGUGAUAGCGCUGAAUGUGUGUCCUGAAAUCGCAGGCAAAUGUGGCGACGGUGUGGGCAAGUUGGCGCGCCGCAAAAUUGAGCCACAGAAGUCGGAAAGCAUACUCAACUAUGUGGCGAAUCAGAAUGCGCUGCUGGCAUGUCUCUUGCAGGGUGUUAUUAGCGCGACCGGUGUGCCACUGCCAGCGAAAAAUUUAAAUACCAGCUAUCUGCAGGCGUUACUCGAGCUGUCGGAGAUCGAGCGCGUGGCAACGCUCUUCAAUGACAACAAAUUCGUGGCAGCCUUGCGCUCCGACUACGAUCCCAGCCAACUCGUUGCGGAUGUGGCGUCUAAAUUGACACAGUUGAAGCUGCAGACACUCGAUUUGGGCUACCAACCAAAGGCGUUGCAGCAAAGACGCACCGAUCAAUUGCUGUUGCAACUAAUCGAGGAGGAUGCGCGCAACAUACGCUUUGCGGGAGGCAUACAAGAUGUGGGCACACGCGCCAAAUUGAUACAAGCGAAUUUCACAAAAAUCGCUACCACACGCCUGGCCAAAGAGCUCAUAGAGAACACGCUGCAAAAUCGAGCGGCCGCCAAACGCAUACCGUCCGCGCUGCGCAGCCAACUGGAGGCCACACUGGCCGAUAUAACGAUUUAUGCGAAAGUGUCUGAGGUGCUGCAAUUCGAGACGUGGCCGCAAGCCUACGACUUCGGCAUGAAGACACCAACAGCUAUCUUCGAGCAACUAUUGCAAUCGCAUUUGUAUAAACUGUGUUAUAAUUGGUGUCGCGUGGUCAAGCUGGCCGAACGCUUUGCGGCGCAGAAGCAACGUUUUCUGGAUCUGCUACUGAACGCGCUGCUGGAAUUGCAUGACGAUGUCAGUUGCAACGGUAGCAGCGGCAGCGGCAGUAGCGAAGCCGAUGGCGAAGUCAACAAAUACUUACUGAAGAUACUCGAGACAUUUCCCACAGCGGAUGUGGCCAAAUUUCUGGAUACACACAAAGAUAAGUUCCGUACGGUACACUUAAUGCGCUACUCCGUUGACUAUCUGACACGUUGCAAUCCGCACGAAAGUCAAAGCUAUCGAAAUUAUAAAAUUUCCUUGGUAAUUUUCGAACAGCUAACGCCCGGUGAACUUGCGCCGUUUUGGAAACUCUUCACACAUCCACUGUUGAUCAUCGAACAGUUGGUGAUGAAUACGAAAUUUGAGACGCUCACCAAAGUGCUGACCGCCGUGCGUACAGCGCUUGCACAGGCCGAAGCGCAAGUGUGCGCCUUCUGCUUCGACAAGCGUGGACACAUCUAUGACAUUCACACGCGCAGUGCGAAUUCGCCACACAAGGUGAAAUUCCAACUGGGCACCGAUACGGGACACACCAACAACUCGGCGUUCAUUUUGCUCAAUUUCAAUUUGUACCAGAAGCACCAUGUCAUCUCCAAUGAAUGCAUCGAUUUGCUGUUGCGCAUUUACGGUACGAAGGCGCUGGACUACCACGUCUCGGAUGUGGCCUCCUCGUCGGAGCGCAUCUCACAGACCACCGACAUGCAACAGUCGUUGGACUCGCUGUGCGGCGCUUUUCAAAUGCCCGCAUUGGCGCCGACGCGUGAGGACUGGGUGCGCGACGAUGAUGCCACGCACUGCAUGUGCUGUCAUCGCGCCGCCUUCACUAUGCUCAUGCGUCGCCAUCAUUGUCGCCGCUGUGGACGUGUUGUCUGCUUUGCCUGUUCGGCACAUCGCAUGCGCAUACCCGAUCUGUAUGAGGAUGUGGAGGUGCGCGUGUGUAACGAUUGCUUUAGCAAAACCGAGGAGGUGCAACGCAGGCGCGCUCAAGAUGCGAAUGCCGAGGCGAAAGCGGGCAGUGCCAACAAUGCCGGCGCGAGUGGUAAGCGUGCGCGUGAUAGCGACGCUUACAAGUGGCAGCUAUGCGGCAAUAUUACGCAUGAUAAGCUCUUGCGUGAAGAAUUCUGCUAUGAGCAUGCGCCCAGCGUGGCGCUCUGUCUCUCCAUACUCGCCUUCCAUCAGGGGCAGCAGAAGUGUGUCGACCUGCUGCUGUAUCAUUGUCAUAAAUUGGAAAAGCUAUUUGUGCCAAAUCCCGAGGUGGACUACGAGCUGGUCGCCAAGAUGAUGAACUGUCUCGCGCUGGCCGCAAAGGUGCGCGGCGGUCCUCCAGAAAUUGAGACCAUACGCGAACACUCAAUGAUCAUUAUGUCUGUGGUGCAAAACGGCUGUGAGUCGUUAAUACCACCAGGUCCGCUCAAUAAUCACAGCCUACGUAAGCUGGGCGAUUCGCUGGUGCAAGCAGAGAAAUGGGAUCUCGCUUUUGAAGUGCAUCUCAAGUGUGGCUUUCCCACAGUCGGUGUUAUGGCGGCGCAUGGUUUGUCUUGCUUGCGCGCUGGAUGUUUUGAUACCGCACGCGAGAAGUUCUCCUAUUGCAUGACCAAGUUGAGUAGCGAGUAUAUGAAUGAGAAAAUCUGCAAAUAUAUAAUGUCCACAACAACAACACCCGAUACGGACACGAAUGACAACCCAUUCGAAUCCUCUCACCAGGAACCGGACAUACAAAUAACAAAACGCCCACAACGCGGUCCCCCACUACUGCAGGAGAUAGUGAAAACCAUCGAGAGCACACCAUGCCUAAAGCCGCAGCCGGAGACAUUGAAGCGCGCCUCACUCAUACGCAGCUCGAAUACUUCGCUCGCCUCAAUGCUGUCGCGCCGCAAGGACCCAUGUCCCAUACGCAUGCACGAGCCGGCGCUGGGCAUACUCAACACACUGGCCAAUUUGAAGCACAUCGCGAAGGGUCAGUACAACGAACUGCAUAACAAUCUCAGUGGCACGCACACAAAUCUCGAUAAUAAGUCGCGACAGUAUGUGCAACACACGCGCGGUUUCGAGGAAUGCCUCUACUAUGUGCUGACCUAUGGCUCACACACAGAUGUGCUGCAAUUUCUCAUGCGUCAUCGUGAACUCAAUGCGGCGCUCAAGUAUUUGCUACAACAAAAUCUCGAAUCGGAAUAUUUUAUACACAACAUUUUCCUCGGCGCCCUGCGCCAUGGUAGUCUGCCGACACUAAUCGAGCAUAUGCAGAAGAUGGACGCGAGUUUAAGCAUUUGGCGUGUGACUUUGCUGCAGACCUGUCACUAUUUGGAGACACAAAAUCAUCUCAACUCACUCUAUCAGUUGCAAUUGCUGCUGCACGAUCCAGUGCGCGCGAGCAUGACAUGUGUGCGCUUCUACUCGGCCAAUUGUGAGACUUUCCAGCAUCUGCAUGCGAACGCCAUGCAUCUGCACAACGCACAGCAGCACUUGCAAAGCCAAUUGGAGUUGACGCAGUGGGAUAAGGUGAAUUUCGAGCCGUUGCUGCGCAAUCGUAAAGGAUCGGUGAGCAGUCGGCGCACGAGCGUGAGUUCGGGUGCGAAUACACCGGCUACGAGCAUGAGCUUCUUAAUGCAUAUGGAUGCGCGUGCGCUCAACAGUCACAUCAACACGAUCGCCAUGCAAUUGGAAGUGGCGAAGUUCUUGGCGCAUUGUGAGCGUGAGUUGAGCGCGCCGGAUGAAGUGAACACGCUGAAAAUGCUCAAGCAGUUACGUCUGGACAAUGCGGGCAAAUUGAAGUUACCCACACUCUUUGAUGGCGCGCAGGAGCGCAUACAAGUUUGCAUAUUGAUUUUGCUGUGCGGCAAGAAUACCGAGGAAGGUUUUGGCUUAGCCUACAGAAUCAUACACCACUACAAGCUGCCGGAGGUGAAAGUAUUCGGUGCGUCAGCCAAAUUUCUGGCUUGCAAUCAACGCAUUGUCGAAGUAGAAAAGCUAAUCAGCUGCAUAACCUCGAAUAAUGGCAUACAAACGCGUGAUAUUGAUGAGAUCUUAUCGAUCGCCAUCAAUUCGGCUAGCAAUUCUAAUGAUCCGGAGGUCAAGACUAUACUGGACAAUCUCGUCAAACGCAUUCAUAGCGUGGAAUUGCGCAUAUCUUGUCACAUCUUCAUUGGCCAGCUGAAAUCGGCAUACCUCUUAGCGAAUAAGUAUGAACGUAUCGGUGAUAUACGUCGUAUACUGCGACAAGCCGAACUCACCAAUCAGGUGCAUAUUAAGAAAUUGUGUGAAAGAAAAUUGAAUGUGAAUGCCGCGGCGCGGAAUGAAUGAUUUUCACAAUAUACCAAUGCUUUAUAUAUAUUAACAUCUCGACUGAACCGUAGCACAAGUAUACCUUCAUACAUAUAUAUACAUACGUAUUACCAUACUGUUAUAAACACUUUUAAUUGAUUAAAUAUUUUAUUGUGAUUCUAUAUUAUUAUUAUUAUUAUUAUUUUUAACUCAUUGUAAGAUUUUACCAAAUUUAUACAUACUUACAUAUAUGUACAUACAUACAUCUAUUUACAUAAUAAAGUAUAGGCAAUUUUAUAUAUUUCACUUUUUAUUUAUUUAUUACUCCCAAGUCUUUCAAGUUAAAGCCGCUUGGAAAUAUUUUUUUUAAAAGAGAUUAUAGGUUAUUUCAUUGUAACAGCUUGUACACAAUUUCAAUAUUAUAAAAAUUGAUAUUAUAUAACACUAGUUAAAAUAUCGUUAUGUAAUUCUGUUAAACAAACUAAUGUUUUUGUAUAAAUGCGCAUAAUAUAUGUAUAUUAAAAAUAAUAUUUUUUGCAUUACAUGCAUACACUAUUUGAUUUCACGUCACUUGACAAGCUGUUAGAUGCUUCACAAAAAACUUCACUUCAUAAAAAAAUGUUGUUAAAUAUUGAUAUUUUUAUA
Molecule: messenger RNA, 7961 nt
Organism: Zeugodacus cucurbitae (melon fly)
Lineage: Eukaryota; Metazoa; Arthropoda; Insecta; Diptera; Tephritidae
Gene: Sptz
Product: zinc finger FYVE domain-containing protein 26 homolog
Exons: 8
Coding region: 327-7355 (2342 amino acids)
Biological process (GO): mitotic cytokinesis; regulation of cytokinesis; double-strand break repair via homologous recombination
Cellular component (GO): midbody; lysosomal membrane; centrosome
Molecular function (GO): phosphatidylinositol-3-phosphate binding; metal ion binding
Source: RefSeq, a predicted model, not a curated record